UCCACGUCGGGGAACAAGUUUCGAAUCCUGCCAACAUGCUGCGUCGUUGGUUAGCCAAGCAUCGCGCUCUAUCACCUCUCGGUCCUGCUGGUCUCGUGCUACUCGCCGGAGCUGCUGCUGUCGCCGCUUACGUUGCCACUCGGUCGAGUGAAAAUGACGUCAAAGUCGACUCUUCCGAGGAAGAAUGCACCAUUGACAACCCCAAGGUGGUGCCCUAUCUGCCGUCCAAGGUGCCAAUCAUCGGCAACAUGCUGCAACUGGCCUCCAACGCUCAUCGUUUCCAUGACUGGAUGGCGGAGCAAUGCAUUGCAAAUAACGGUGUGUUCAAGCUGUAUCUACCCGGUCAGAGUGAUAUGCUGGUCACUGCUGUGCCGGAACACUACGAGCACGUGGUCAAGACGCAGUUCGACCACUUUAGCAAGGGCCACCAGCAGUACGACAUGUUCGUGGACCUCAUGGGGCACAGUGUCCUCAUCAUUGAAGGCGAGCGCUGGAAAUACCACCGUCGACUGCUUGUUCGGCUUUUCAGUGCUCGGGCACUGCGUGAACACAUGACACCAGUGAUCCAACGACACACACUGUUGUUGCAAAAAGUGUUGGUCAAAGCUGCAGUUGCCAAGAAACCAGUUGACCUGUACAUGCUCAUGCACCGCUUCACCUUCAAGGCGUUCGCUGAGAUGGUGUUUAACAACACACUGGACAGCAUCGACUCGGAGCACGAGCAUCCGUUCGAACAAGCUUUCGACGAGGCCCAGUCCAUAGUUGCCGGUCGGCUUCAACAGCCAGUCUGGUUCUGGAAACUCAAACGUUGGAUGAACGUUGGUCAGGAACGCAAACUUCGCCAAGAUGUCGAACUUAUCGACAACUUUAUCAUGAAAAUCAUCUCAACGGCAAUCGAAACGCGUCGCCAGCGCCAAGGAGACCUGAAAGCUGGCAAACCGGUGAAGAAAGCUGACACUGAUAUUGUGUCUAUCGUUCUCGAGUGCAUGGAGCAGGAUGGCGACAUGGUAUCGCCGAUGGAUGUUCGUAACAUCGCAGUUGCCGCUUUGGGCGCUGGUCGCGACACUUCUGCCGAUGCCAUGAGCUGGUUAUUCCACACACUGACGCAACACCCGCAAGUCGAGAACAAACUCCGCACCGAAUUAUUUGAGAAAAUACCCAAACUCACAAUGAGCUCCACGUACGUGCCGUCAAUGGACGAAGUGCAAGGCUUAGUGUACCUCGAAGCGACGAUCCGUGAGCUUUUGCGUCUCCAGACUCCAGUGCCGUUCACUAUGAGGGAAUGCGUACACGACACAGUCUUCUCAGACGGUACGUUUGUACCUAAGGGGACGAACGUUGGCAUGUGUCACUUCGGAGCGGCUCGACGCACGGAAGUGUGGGGUUCUGACGCCACCGAAUUCAAACCGGAACGCUUCAUUGACCCCGAAACUGGCAAAUUGUUGCAAACCCCAGCAGCCAAAAACAACGCCUUCAGCGGUGGCCAACGUGUUUGUGUCGGCAAAGCUCUCGCUAUGCUGGAGAUGAAGCUGGUGAUUGCCACACUCGUCAGCCGUUUCCACUUCACGGAGAUCCCAGGACAAAAUGUGCAAUAUGCUAUGGGAAUCACUAUCGGCAUGAGAAACUCGCUCAUGAUGAACAUCCAAACCGUAACCAGUGGAGGUCCGGGAGCUGCCGCAUAGGCACUGAGCAUGCUGUUCUUAUUUUUGAAGUUUAAUUUUUAUUUUGUUAUGUUGCACUGGUAUUUUUUGUAAUUACAAAGAUUUUUUUUUACACAAGAUGUUUAAUUAAACGUACACGACUAUCACUACAC
Molecule: messenger RNA, 1813 nt
Organism: Phytophthora nicotianae INRA-310
Lineage: Eukaryota; Oomycota; Peronosporomycetes; Peronosporales; Peronosporaceae
Exons: 1
Coding region: 36-1682 (548 amino acids)
Molecular function (GO): monooxygenase activity; heme binding; iron ion binding
Source: RefSeq, a predicted model, not a curated record